Molecule: messenger RNA, 1539 nt
Organism: Metarhizium brunneum ARSEF 3297
Lineage: Eukaryota; Fungi; Ascomycota; Sordariomycetes; Hypocreales; Clavicipitaceae
Biological process (GO): nucleoside metabolic process
Cellular component (GO): cytosol
Molecular function (GO): adenosylhomocysteine nucleosidase activity; methylthioadenosine nucleosidase activity
Source: RefSeq, a predicted model, not a curated record
AUGCCGACAGACAAGGAGAGUCGUUCGAAUCUACGCCGACUCCGUAGUCGCCCGGUAUGCAUCAUCUGCGGCCGACCGGCAGAAGCACAGCAGAUUGCGCGGGCUCUUGGCAUCGACGACGAAAAGCACCGGCUCAGCGGCCAUGACGUGUCCAUGGUAAGAGACGGCCACACAUUCCACUUGGGCGAAUUCAAACUACCGUCCGGGGAUAUCCUGAAGUACUACAUUACGAGUUCCUUGCGCCAGGGAAUCCAGUCCUUUGCCGUCAGCGCGGCCAUACUCUUCAACACGCUUUCUCCUCGGUUUGUAUUGCACGCGGGCGUCUGCGCCGGCUUCGACGACCCCACGGGGAAAUUGGGGCUGGCGCUGCGCGAUGUAGUAUUUGGCGAAGCGGCCAUCAACUAUGAAGAGGGCAAGUGGGAGGCGCAAGGACCCGGCGGCAAUGCGGUAUUCCUGCCGGACUACAAACCGGUCGCUGUCGAGGCCGGAGACAUGCAGGGGUUUACCAAGUCGCACAAACGGCACGGUAUUCGUUACGGCGAGUACAUAUCCGGGUCUUCGGUCCGAGGCGACGCCGCGCAGGUAUUUGAGAAGAUUCGAUCGUCGGUUGGCCGAAACGCCAUCGCCCUCGACAUGGAAGCGAGCGCGUUCAUCCAGCUCUGCAAACAUUUCGAGCCAAAGGGUCCCAUUUGCCUAGGUGUGGUGAAGGGAAUCUCUGAUUUUGGGGAUUCCAAGAAAGGGGAAGACACGUCUGCCGACUCUGACGCCCUGAACAAUACGGCCGUUGCCAUAAAGGAUUGGCUCACUCAUAGAAUUCCCAACACGAGGUGGGAAGUUGAUGAGAGCGAUGAACCUGGUGCCAAGUUAGUGUCCGGGUAUUACGAGAACUUUGUCCGCCGUGUGAUAGACAAUUACCUGGAAGGGCUACCGAUUGCGUAUAGACACCGGCCCGAGGUUGCGAUACCUGCCAGCGAGAUCAAGGGCUUCAUUUCGGUGCUACCGAAAGACCAAGACCCACAGUUUGUCAAGGAAAUCGGCCAGAUCCAACGGACAAUAUUGGAAUAUGGUGUAGAGGAGAUCAACAUUGGAACUAAUGCUGCCCAGCGAUACGUUCAUUACAAGGGAGGGUUCUUCCUUGACUGGUGCCGCACCGUAAAUAGUCUUGUUGACGAGGAAGACGCCGAGUAUCAAGUUGGCGUCUUUGGGAGAACCUUGCGAAAGCAGGCGUAUUACAAGCAGGCUGAAGCCAAGGGUCCUCUGGCGCAGGUUCUUCCAUGGGAAGAGGCGAUGCACUUGCUAACCGACCUGAAGAAUGACACGCGGAGCAUUCCUCGGCCAGAUGUAGAACUUGUUGGAAAGAGAUAUGAAGAAACAUUGCCCCGGGCUAAAACACCGAGAGGCUCUGCUAUGACAAAGACGGAGCGAAAGUCGUCGGUCUCUCAGCUAUUCGCGUUUGGAAGAUUUCGUCGACACCAUAAGCCUAGUGGCAAGGAACAGGAGGCAGCAGUGAGCCCUCUUCCAGUAGUUGGCUGCAAAUGA